AUUGGCGCCGUCAGGCACGACAAGGGGAAAAGAAGUCAGUCACCCGGUGGCAAUCCUUUCAUCCUCACGUCCGCCAGCUCCUUCACAGCUGUUUGUCCCCUGGCCAUCCGUCGCCUCUAUCGACAAAAAGAGGUGGUGUUGCCCAUCUCACGUCUCUCUUUACCAGUCGAGCCUGUACCGAGAGAGCAAUUGGCCUCUCCGGCACCCGCUACAGGGGUCUUUACUGAGAGGCAUCCGCUACCUUGCAUCACGGGCGGCGGUUCUGCGUGCCAAAGGGCCUUUCCCCUCUCCUUCAAUUUCUAGGAACAUCAUUUUCUCGCCCAAGCAUCAAACAGAUUUCCGAGCCAAGUCACGCAUCACUGUCCGACAGUGAUUGGCAAUCACGAUGCGCCCUCGUCGCCACUCCACCCUCAGUGGCGCUGCUACGCCAGCAUCAGCGGCCCCUGCAGCGACUUUAAGUGGCCGUACCACCCGCUCAGGCUCUAUCAGAGCGGCAGCCGCAGGAGACGGGUCCGACGCCAUGGAUAUUUCCAAGGACCCCACGCCUUCCACCAGGAGGCCAAGAGGCAGGCCCUCCAAGGCCUCGCUUCUAGCCGAAUCCGCCGUGGCAUCGCCUUCAACUGCAGAAGUCGCGUCUUCCAGCAGCAAACGGCCCCGUGGCCGGCCCAGCAAAGCGUCCAUCAGUAGCGAAUCCGCCUCCUCGGUGCCUACGCCGCGCGACGCCUCGACUGACAGCGAGUACUCAACUCCAGCCACUAGCAAGGUUCCUACACCUGCCGCGUCCGAGAACAGCACGAAGCCGUCGGGAUCCUCGCUUGAAGUACGCAUUCCGACAAAGUCGCGUCUGGCCGCCUCAAAUAGCGAACGUGCAUUACGCACUAGCGUCUAUGCAAUGAAGGCACCUCCAAAGCAAGGCCCUACCAUCAUUUCAGACUCGGACGAUGAGGACUUCUCGGACAAUUCCCUGGGGGCGCAGGCUGCACGUCGCCUACAACGCGAAGAGUAUGCCAAAGCAGAUGCUGGCCAUCUACCAAUACCCGGCCCUGCCCGUCGAACCAGUCGUGCUUCUAACUCUGGAGCCUCGACCAAGGUGCCACUGCCCACCCGCGCAGCCCCGAAACGCGCACGCGCUUCUACAGGAUCUUCCACUCAGCAGGCUCCACCGGUCAAGAAGGCAAAGGUCAUUCCAGACUCUGAUGAACUCUCCAGUCCUGACUUCGAUAUGGAUGCGGAAAUCGCUGCGGGCGCCGCUUUAGAGUCUGACGGGUUACUCUUCACCGGAGACACAACUGAUGAAGACGACGAUUAUGAUGAUGGCAGCGACGAUGAGCCCUUGAUGUCUGCAAAGCAGAGGGGCAAACAGCCGGUCAAGCCACGCGCGGCCGUGACCAAGGCCAAGCCCUCUACCAAAACCCCUGCCACACAAAAGCUCGCCGGAUCGUCAAGUCAGCGUGCCUUUGUUGUGCACGAUUCAGACUCCGACCCUGGUAUUGAUGAGCCUCUUGACUCCGACUACGAUACUUUGCCGGCUCCUCUCGAUGCGGGCGUCACUUCUGAAUCAGCUGUCUCGUCCGGCUUGAGUUCUGCGGUCACUAGUGAUGACGAGACCAGCGGCCGUCUCGAGAACCUUAGGCAAAUUGCGACGCAGCGCCGCGGAUACAGGCGAGGUAACAACCGACGCCUCAAGAAGGAGCGCAACCGUUUAGAAACGCAUCACCCUGAGCUGUCUACCAUGUGGACUCAUUUGGAAAGCAUGCCGGUUUUGAAGGCAGGCAUGAUUGCACAACCUUCAAGUAUCUCACGACAGCUCAAGCCGUUCCAGCUUGAAGGCGUCGCUUGGAUGAAGGAAAUGGAGAAGACCGAGUGGAGGGGGGGUCUGCUGGGCGAUGAAAUGGGCCUCGGCAAGACGAUUCAGGCCGUCAGUCUCAUCAUGUCCGACUACCCCGCCAAACAGCCAUCACUCGUUCUUGUUCCACCUGUUGCGCUCAUGCAAUGGCAGUCCGAGAUCAAGUCUUACACCGACGGAACCCUCAAAACGUUUGUUUUCCACGGCACUAACCAAAAGGCCAAAAGCAUUACCGUCAAAGAGCUCAAGCAAUACGAUGUCAUCAUGAUGUCGUAUAACAGCCUCGAAUCCAUGUAUCGCAAACAGGAACGCGGGUUCAAGCGCAAGAACGGAAUCCACAAGGAGCAAAGCGUGAUUCAUUCCAUUCAUUUCCAUCGAAUUAUUCUGGACGAGGCGCACUGCAUCAAGACACGCACAACGAUGACCGCCAAGGCGUGCUUUGCACUCAAGACCAGUUACCGCUGGUGCCUGACUGGAACCCCCCUCCAGAACCGUAUCGGAGAGUUCUUUUCACUGAUUCGAUUUUUGAACAUCAAACCGUUCGCCUCGUAUCUAUGCAAGCAGUGCCCUUGCUCAUCGCUGGAGUGGACCAUGAACGAUAACAAUCGUUGCAACCACUGCAACCAUGCCGGCAUGCAGCAUGUGUCGGUCUUCAACCAGGAACUCUUGAACCCCAUUCAAAAGUUUGGCAACCUUGGGCCUGGACGCGAAGCUUUCCGAAAGUUGCGACUCAUGACGGACCGUAUCAUGCUGCGACGGCUGAAGAAGGAUCACACCAACUCCAUGGAGCUUCCGGUCAAGGAGAUUUAUGUCGACAGACAGUUCUUUGGCGAGGAGGAAAACGACUUUGCCAACAGCAUCAUGACGAACGGUCAACGAAAGUUCGACACGUACGUCGCGCAGGGUGUUCUUUUGAACAAUUACGCCAACAUCUUUGGCCUGAUCAUGCAGAUGCGUCAGGUUGCUGACCAUCCGGACUUGAUCUUGAAGAAGAACGCCGAAGGCGGUCAGAACGUCAUGGUCUGCUGCAUUUGUGAUGAACCGGCCGAAGACACGGUGCGGAGCCGUUGCAAGCACGACUUUUGCCGAGCCUGCGUCGCUAGCUACGUACGGUCAACAGAUGAACCAGACUGUCCCCGCUGCCACAUCCCGCUGGCCAUCGAUCUGGAGCAGCCGGAAAUUGAGCAGGACGAAACCCUCGUGAAGAAGAACUCCAUCAUCAACCGCAUCAAGAUGGAGAAUUGGACGUCGUCGUCAAAGAUCGAGCUGCUCGUGCACCAGCUCCAUCAGUUGCGGUCUGACAAUGCGACUCACAAGUCCAUCAUCUUCUCGCAAUUCACCACCAUGCUGCAGCUCAUCGAGUGGCGUCUACGCCGUGCCGGCAUCACGACUGUCAUGCUGGACGGUAGCAUGACGCCGGCUCAGCGCCAAGCAUCCAUCGAGCACUUCAUGAACAAUGUGGACGUAGAGUGCUUCCUCGUGUCGCUCAAGGCGGGCGGCGUGGCCCUCAACCUGACCGAGGCCUCGCGCGUCUUCAUUGUCGAUCCAUGGUGGAACCCAGCGGCCGAGUGGCAAUCUGCUGACCGGUGCCAUCGUAUCGGUCAGACACGGCCCUGCACUAUCACACGACUAUGCAUUGAGGACUCGGUCGAGAGUCGCAUGGUCCUGAUCCAGGAGAAGAAAACCAACAUGAUUCAUUCCACAGUUAACGGCGACGACAAGGCCAUGGACUCUCUCAGCCCAGAGGACAUGCAGUUUCUCUUCCGCGGAUCAUGAGUAUUUGGGCAUGCCACUCCCACGUGGCUCUACGCAUAUCUGGCGUGGACUGGCAAAUUUAUAAUCUGCGUUGCAUUCUAUUUUUCUUCGGCGCUUUCUGGCGGUUCAGUGAGCGAGCGACUGCGGGACAAAACAAGCAUGGAGUCUUGAGGACAUUUGGAGCGGCAUUGUGGUCGCGAAGCGUGCAUGUGCCGUCGAACUAGCGGCCGCAUUUUCACUCAGCAGCGCCUGCACUAUCAUCUCGGCCUAGCCUGGGCUGGGUUCUUGUUGUGGCGAGGAGAUCAACAGUAUACGGGGGACGUUAUACGGGGAAAUCACGCACAGCAUAUAGCUUACCACCACGGCGGCCCUGCCAUAUUCAGGCUUUGGGUCUGCGGAUCGAGUACUAGUGCUACUACAUGAAAACGAGUUUAAUACUAUACGAAAACGGAGCCAGCUG
Purpureocillium takamizusanense is the source of this 4061-nucleotide messenger RNA. It is a transcript of the gene RAD16, whose product is annotated as DNA repair protein rad16. Gene Ontology annotation, molecular function: ATP binding; DNA binding; metal ion binding. Lineage: Eukaryota; Fungi; Ascomycota; Sordariomycetes; Hypocreales; Ophiocordycipitaceae. The transcript has 3 exons. The record is from RefSeq and is a predicted model, not a curated record. The coding region runs from base 386 to 3622 and encodes 1078 amino acids.